Dermacentor albipictus is the source of this 2813-nucleotide messenger RNA. RefSeq names its product short-chain dehydrogenase/reductase family 9C member 7-like. NCBI's taxonomy places the organism in Eukaryota, Metazoa, Arthropoda, Arachnida, Ixodida, Ixodidae. Gene Ontology annotation, biological process: steroid metabolic process. Gene Ontology annotation, cellular component: intracellular membrane-bounded organelle. The record is from RefSeq and is a predicted model, not a curated record. Gene Ontology annotation, molecular function: oxidoreductase activity.
AGAUACACCCCAAAGGGUGUGACUUUGCCUAAGAGUGUAUAGUUCGAAAGUGCUGGCGUUUCAAGGCGUGGCCGCGAAAGCUGACUUUUGUCCCCCCGCUGCUGAGCGUUGCUGCUCGUCCACAUUUGACUCGCCGUAACGAAAGUUCUCGCGCCGCCCCGUUGGUGCCCCAGACGGACGCCGCCGCGGCGGUCUGGACAUUCACCCUUUCUCGUGCUCGGCUAGGAAGGGUAACCGCGCUUUCCCCCCUUCCCCUCUCUUUCCCCCUCCGCACGGCGCGAGCCGCGUCACUGAGCGUUAGCCGGACCGAGCAGCCAGGCAGAGUUCAGAUUACCCUGUGCUGCGUGAUAGCUCCCGUCUCCAUGACCUAGCCGGUCGGCAAGGCUGCGAAGAGGAGGAAGGCGCUGCAGCCACGGACGGCAACGGCCGCUGCAUCGGCGGCGGCCAGGAACGGAACCCCCCCCCCUGCCGCCCCCCAUUCUUUUCUUCCGGGUGGAGCGACCGGUCGGUCCCUCGGCGAUAGCCGGCGAGAGAGUUGCGAAGGGGGAGACCCCCCCCCUCCCCCACAACGGCAACAGACGUCGAGAGACAGAGCAGAGGGUGCCACGCGAGUGCCACAUAUACGCGUAGUGCAUCGGAAUCGGCGAGCGCCCACUCGGGUGCAGCCAAGUGCAGCAACAGGUGUAUUCCGUGACUGAGGGUUAAACGCCAUGAUGCUGGGCCUGGUGUAUCCGUCGGUGUGCGCGUCGCUGGCGCUGGUCUCCUGGCUGAUCGCGCCGUGGCUCUGGACGCUGGCCCAGACGGCCGGCGCGCUGUGGUUGCUGUCGGUGGUCGGGCGCCGGAUCACCGAAGAACUCAACGCGCUGACCGGAGGAAAGCACGUGGACCCCGAGGGAAAGGCCGUCCUUAUUACCGGCUGCGACAGCGGCUUCGGCUUGGAGUUGGCUCUUCGGCUGCACUCUCGCGGCAUGCGCGUGUUCGCCGCCUGCCUCCUGCCGGACAGUCUGGGCGCCAACAAGCUGCGCGCGCUGUCCUCCUCCCCGUCGGAAGAGGGGAGAGGGAGCGUGCACGUGAUCGCGCCCAUGGACGUCACGAGUGACAGCCAGGUGGAAGACGCCGUGCAGCAGGUCACCAAAAUUCUAGCCGCCCAAGGGCGAACGGACAAGGAGGGCGACGACCAGGACGCGGGACGUCCCGACGGCGACGACGGCGUCGCCGAGGCCCCCCGGCUGUGGGCCGUGGUGGCCAACGCGGGCGUCAUCUGGGCCUCGGAGCUCGAGUGGGGCUCGCUGGAGCCCAUGCGUCGCAUGCUCGAGGUGAACGCCGUGGGCGUUGCCCGGACCGUGCGCGCCUUCCUGCCCAUGGUGCGCAGGACGAAGGGAGGACGCGUGGUCAUCACCACCAGCCUGUGGGGGUACUUCGCCAUUCCGUUCUCGGUGGCUUACUCCAUGUCCAAGUGCGCAGCUCGCUUCUUCGCCGACGGCCUCCGGCGGGAGAUGAAGAAGUUCGGCGUCCGUGUAGUCUCCAUUGAGCCCAACAUGUACGCAACCAACCUGACCGCCGACGGCAUACUUCUGCCGGCCAUGGACAAGCUGUGGCAGGAGACCAGCGAGGAAGUGCGGCGCGACUACGGCCAGGGCUACUACGAGCUGAGUCGCCAGUACCUGCGGCGGCAACUGGUCAAGUCCCGAACCGAGAUCCACGAGGUGGUGGACGCCAUGGAGACCGCUGUGCUGGCGCGUAGGCCGCGCCUGGCGUACCGGCCGGACGGCCCGCUCAGGGCCCUGCAGUUCGGCCUGCUGGAGAUCGCGCCGCCCCUCGUGCAGGACGCCUUUCUCAUACGGGACACGCAGCCGCCCGCGUCGACGCUCCCCGGCAACAGAGGCAUCGCCAGAGGCUGACCGUGGCUGCUCCGUGCGCGGCUCCCCGAACGCCCGCGCAAACUUGACGCGCGAAAUAAGACAAGGACUGACACUGAACCCGGGCGCCGCCGUUUCGCAAAUGGCAUUUUUGGACCGGAGGCGUGUAGUACGUUUGCCCUUCGUUUGCACCGAAUCGUCACUCAUUGCCAUCCCUUACUAAACGAACUAAUAGCGGGACGAAAGUUAGCAGCAUUCUCGCUGUCUGCCCUUGAGCCAUUCUGCGCCUUCAGUUCUCGAACCCGUCAUGCCAACGAGACCGAACGUCAGACAUUGCAAUAAUGACGAGAGUCUGCAGAAAAGGGGAACGUCACUCCGCAGCGUCUUCGGCGUUGUGACGUGAUAAAAGGUGAAGUUCCUCGCGGCCUUCUCGGUACGCAGCCGGUAAUCGAGUAUCGGAGUACUAGCGUACCAAAAGAUUGUCAGCCGUCAAUCAACCGAGUGUGUAUCGCAGGGUUUAAGAACUGCAGCGCUGCUGUGUCUUCUCUGUUCGAAAAUGUUCUUUGACCGAUUGCGUCGAGGCUGCUUCUACAGCAGCGGUUUCUGGUAUGUGUAGGUGAGGAAUAACAAAAAUUCAGCCUCAUCUAAAUUGACAUCGUAAAUGCUGUGGGCUGCGCAACUCGUAAUAUGCCUAAUGGAGAAUGUUAAGAGCUUAUUUUAUGGUGACAGAUAUUACCUCCUGCCUAAUAAUAAUAAAGCAUACGAUUAAGGUGCUUCUUUUACAACCCCCAAUGCGGGGUUCGAUGCCAGCGCCCGCGCGGUUACUUCCAGACGACAGUGCGCACGCGUGGGUGUGCGGAGGCUGACAGGGUGUACUAACGUGACUCGUUUCCGGGUGCGUCCUUCUCUGGAAACACACUGAAAUACUACAAAGAUAAAGUACGUUUGCUUCAA